Molecule: messenger RNA, 3442 nt
Organism: Aedes albopictus (Asian tiger mosquito)
Lineage: Eukaryota; Metazoa; Arthropoda; Insecta; Diptera; Culicidae
Gene: pug
Product: C-1-tetrahydrofolate synthase, cytoplasmic
Exons: 11
Coding region: 131-3208 (1025 amino acids)
Biological process (GO): tetrahydrofolate interconversion
Cellular component (GO): cytosol
Molecular function (GO): methylenetetrahydrofolate dehydrogenase (NADP+) activity; ATP binding; methenyltetrahydrofolate cyclohydrolase activity
Source: RefSeq, a predicted model, not a curated record
UUCGACGAUAAACAGUGUUUACGUGCAUUCCAUUCAUAUGGAAGUAAAUUCGUUCGAAAUUAGGUUCAAACAACAUUGUGAUAUCUUUUCUGAAUUAGGUAGUGAAACACUGCAGUGAUAAAUUCCAAAAAUGGCAAAUUUUGCUGAGUUACCGCGUUGCAGCUCAUCGUUCGUGGACAUUCAACGGUCAGGACUAGACAAGUGGCGAUCCACCAACCCGGAAGGAUCUGAUCAAACUCGGGACUCGGAGCGCAUUAACUUUAACGGAUUCGCGCUACCUUCAUUCUUGAACGGAUCUUCGACCGAUUCGGACGUGUCUCCGCUUUCGACUGUUCAAAAGUUGAUCAGACCUCUUGUGGAAAGCAUACCUUGUUCAAAAUCGACGGACGCGAACAUGAUCGGUACGGCUAAGGUGCUAUCGGGCGUGGAAGUUUCCAAAGAAAUUCGUGAUAAGUUGAAAAAAGAUGUGAGUGAUAUAAGGAAUAAAAUUCCUACUUUGGUGCCAGGAUUGGCCAUUGUACAAGUUGGCGGUCGGGAAGAUUCGAAUGUGUACAUCCGCAUGAAGAUUAAGGCUGCCGAAGAAAUUGGAAUAUACGCUGAGCACGUGCAACUACCGAAGUCAACUACGCAGGAUGAACUUCUGACAGUGAUCAAACGGCUCAAUGAGGAUCCUAACUUCCACGGUAUUAUCGUGCAGAUGCCACUAGAGUCGGACAAUCCAAUCGAUUCUCAUCUGAUCACCGAUGCUGUCUCGCCCGAGAAGGAUGUCGAUGGACUCAACACAGUCAAUGAAGGCCGUGUAGCUGUAGGGGAUUUGAAUGGGUUCCUCCCAUGUACCCCGAACGGAUGUAUGGAACUGAUCAAACGUUCCGGAAUCCCAAUCGCCGGAUCGCACGCAGUCAUCAUCGGACGUAGCAAAAUUGUUGGAACCCCAAUGGCCGAACUGCUCAAGUGGCACGAUGCUACCGUUACAGUUUGCCAUUCCAAGACGAAAAACAUCAACAUGACGAUCAAAAAAGCUGACAUCUUAGUGGUUGCCGUUGGAAAACCGGAAAUGGUUCGCGGAGCCUGGAUCAAACCGAGUGCUGUUGUUAUCGAUUGCGGUAUCAAUUCCAUUCCAGAUCCCACCAAGAAAAGCGGACAACGGUUGGUGGGGGAUGUGAAGUACGAUGAAGCCCUGGUGGUGGCAUCGUAUGUCACCCCAGUACCGGGCGGCGUUGGCCCGAUGACCGUGGCAAUGCUGAUGCAAAACACCGUUCAGUCUGCUCAGAGAGUCGCCAAGAGGCUAAUCGACAUGGAGUUCCGCUGGACGAUCAAGACGCUCCCGUUGAAACCGCUGGAUCAGGUGCCGAGUGACAUCGAAAUCGCUCGUUCGCAAACACCGAAGGAUAUAUCGCUGUUGGCAUCGGAAAUUGGAUUAAUUCCGUCGGAGGUUUCUUUGUAUGGCGAUAAAAAGGCCAAAGUUUCUCUGAAGGUGCUGGAUCGCUUGAAGAACGAAGAGAAUGGAAAAUACGUUGUAGUUGCUGGUAUUACGCCAACCCCAUUGGGUGAAGGUAAAAGCACCACCCUGGUUGGAUUGGUUCAAGCUCUCACUGCCCACAAGCAAUGCAAUUCCGUUGCUUGCCUUCGGCAACCUUCGCAGGGGCCAACGUUUGGCAUCAAGGGAGGAGCAGCUGGUGGUGGCUAUUCCCAGGUGAUUCCAAUGGAGGAUUUCAAUCUGCACUUGACCGGAGAUAUCCACGCCGUUACGGCUGCCAAUAAUCUACUGGCAGCCCAGUUGGACGCGAGGAUCUUCCAUGAAGCGACGCAAACCGAUCAGGCUUUGUAUGAAAGACUGGUUCCGGCGAUUAAAGGAUCGAGAAAGUUCUCCCCCAUUCAGUUGCGUAGGCUGAAGCGGUUGGGGAUCGAGAAGACUGAUCCGUACGCUUUGACUCCGGAGGAAAUUCGACGAUUUUCGCGACUGAACAUCGACCCGCAUAAUGUAGUGUGGACGCGAGUCUUGGACGUCAACGAUCGCUAUCUGCGUAAAAUCACCAUCGGGCUGUCCCCGACGGAGAAAAACAUGAUUCGGGACACCAGCUUUUCGAUUUCCGUGUCAAGCGAGAUCAUGGCGAUUCUUGCCCUGGCCACCAGCCUGGAAGACAUGAAGCAACGCCUGGCCAAGAUGGUGGUCGCUUUCGAUCGUGCUGGAACUCCUGUUACGGCGGAUGAUCUGGGUGUGACCGGUGCCAUGCUGGUACUGCUCAAGGACGCCAUUGAGCCUACCUUGAUGCAGACAUUGGAAGGCACGCCAGUAAUGGUUCAUGCUGGGCCCUUUGCAAACAUCGCCCACGGUUGUUCGUCAAUUGUCGCGGAUGAUAUCGCGCUGAAGUUGGUAGGAAAGACGGGCUUCGUGGUAACCGAAGCUGGAUUUGGAUCGGACAUUGGCAUGGAAAAGUUCUUCAAUAUUAAGUGUCGUGCUUCUGGCAAGGUACCCAAUGCCGUUGUUUUGGUGAUGACGGUUCGAGCCCUUAAAAUGCACGGCGGUGGCCCUCCAGUCAUUUCCGGAGCGCCCCUCCGUAAGGAAUACACGAUGGAAAAUUUGGAGUUGGUAGAAAAGGGUUUGCCAAACCUGCUGAAGCACAUUGAGAACGGGUUGAAGUACGGAGUUCCAGUUGUGGUUGCUAUUAAUGCUCACUCUAGCGACACGAAGGCUGAGCAUGAUCUGGUCAAGAAGGCCUGCAAACAAGCCGGAGCCUUAGCCGCUGUCGUAUCCAACCAUUGGGCAUUGGGCGGCGCAGGAGCGGCUGACUUGGCCCAAGCAGUCAUCGAUGCUUGUAAAACUAAAUCUGACUUCAAACUGUUGUACGAGCUGGACUUGACGAUCGAGGAAAAAAUCCUCAAAAUUGCCAAAGAAAUGUACGGAGCUGGAACAAUUGAGCUAACGCCAAAGGUUAAGGACGCUAUCAGGCUGUAUACUGAGAAGGGAUUUGGCAAUCUGCCAAUUUGCAUGGCGAAGACGGCCAUGUCUCUGACCGGUGAUCCCAGUGCCAAAAACGCCCCAAAGGAUUUCAAGUUGGUCAUCAACGAUAUUUGCCUGUCGGCCGGUGCUGGUUUCAUCGUUCCGAUGUGUGGAGAGAUCACCAAAAUGCCUGGUCUUCCCACUAGACCUUCGAUCUUCGAUAUCGACUUGAACACCGAAACGGGCGAAAUUGAAGGUCUCUUCUAAACUAUUUCGUGUGCUUCAUGUAAUGACUAAGAAACGAUGAUAUCAUCCGCUAUAACAUCAAUACCAAAAGCGGGGCGGGGCUUUUAAUUUCAAUCUCUCUGUUUUCUCCUGAUAGUUUUUUCAUCAUAAACAUUAUACAUAAGUAUCACAAAGGACACACUUUUGAGCUUAAUAGACAAAACAUGUAGGUUGCUUGUAAGUUUGUCUAAUAAAACUGCUUACCUUUUUACGGAA